Messenger RNA from Quercus robur (English oak), 1321 nucleotides. RefSeq names its product NADH--cytochrome b5 reductase 1. The record is from RefSeq and is a predicted model, not a curated record. Gene Ontology annotation, molecular function: cytochrome-b5 reductase activity, acting on NAD(P)H. The coding region runs from base 214 to 1050 and encodes 278 amino acids. Gene Ontology annotation, biological process: electron transport chain. The transcript is spliced from 9 exons. Lineage: Eukaryota; Viridiplantae; Streptophyta; Magnoliopsida; Fagales; Fagaceae.
GGGGUAGGUGCACCAGAAGAUCCCCUUUUCUACAAUCCAAACACAUUUUCUCACCUACCGCUACCGCUACCAAAUAUCUCUGUUGUUUUCUUCACUGUCGUGUCGUUUUCACCACCAAAUAAGUCUGUUUUUAUAAAAGAAAACAAACACAGUGUCUGUGUCUGUGACAUAUAUCUCUUUGCUCUUUCUCUCGAGGAUCAUCAUAUUCAUAUCAUGGAUUUCUUAGAGACAGUAGAUACUCAGAUUCUUGUGGGUGCAGCAGUGGCUCUUGUAGCCAUUGUUGCUGCUGCUUUCUAUAUCUUUUCCUCCAACAAACCCAAAGGCUGCUUAGAUCCUGAGAAUUUCAAGCAGUUUAAACUUGUAAAGCGCACACAAUUGAGCCAUAAUGUGGCUAAGUUCAGAUUUGAACUUCGUACACCAACUUCAGUUUUGGGUCUUCCAAUCGGACAACAUAUAAGUUGCAGGGGCAAGGAUAGCCAAGGUGAAGAAGUGAUCAAACCAUAUACUCCAACGACAUUGGAUUCUGAUGUUGGACAUUUUGAACUAGUUAUAAAGAUGUAUCCACAAGGAAGGAUGUCACACCAUUUUCGUGAGAUGCAGGUUGGAGAUUAUCUUGCCGUAAAGGGACCCAAGGGCCGUUUCAAGUACCAACCUGGCCAAGUUAGAGCAUUUGGCAUGAUUGCUGGAGGCUCUGGAAUUACUCCCAUGUUCCAAGUUGCUCGAGCCAUAUUAGAAAACCCCAAAGACAAGACAAAGGUGCACCUUAUUUAUGCCAAUGUUACAUAUGAGGACAUUCUUUUGAAGGAAGAACUGGAUGGUCUUGCUAGUAACUAUCCUGAUCGCUUCAAAGUCUACUAUGUCUUGAAUCAGCCUCCUGAAGAGUGGCGUGGUGGUCUUGGCUUUGUAUCAAAGGAGAUGAUUCAAACUCACUGCCCUGCACCGGCCCCUGAUAUUCGGAUUCUGAGGUGUGGUCCACCUCCCAUGAACAAGGCCAUGGCUGCACACCUCGAGGCCCUUGAGUAUACAUCUGAGAUGCAGUUCCAAUUCUGAAUUUCUUUUGCAAGGUCUUUAGCCUUGAUGAUUGCCUUUGAAUAUACAUCUGAUAUGCAAUUCCACUUCUGAAUCUCUUUUGCAAGGUCUUUAAAGUUUAACCUUGAUUUGGACUGGCUUUUAUUACUUUCAAGUAUUGAAGAACAGACAUUAUAUCCUAGGAAUUUAAUGUCUUGUUCUAAAGUCUAAAUGGUAUUGUUAAGCAUAAUUAGAGGGACUUGUAACUUUCUUGCUUUUAACUUAAGAGAGAUAUUCAAUGAUAAUUUUUGAA